Acanthaster planci (crown-of-thorns starfish) is the source of this 2392-nucleotide messenger RNA. RefSeq lists its product as uncharacterized. The record is from RefSeq and is a predicted model, not a curated record. Lineage: Eukaryota; Metazoa; Echinodermata; Asteroidea; Valvatida; Acanthasteridae.
CAUCAAGUCAUGUGUCUGCGACAAGUAUUUAGAGCGCUUGUCAACCCAGCUAGCGUAUAGGGCUUUCUAGAGGGAACAAAGACACCAGGGACUCAGAUUUCGUCGGCGACCUCGGAAAAUGGCUUCAAAUCACAAAUCAACCGAGGUCCCUCUGGCGAGUGAUUUUCUCUCGGGGAAGAGCACGUCGGCGACAAACGGAAAAUUCUGGCGCUGGUUCUUGGCGGGCGCGCUGCUAAACGUGUGCAUCGUCUCGGUCUCGGUCAGUCUCACCGUGCUCUACGUCCGCAGGGAGCUGCAAUCCCUCGAGGAGCAGGUGCUCAUUCAUGAGGAGCGUUUGGCAUGGUUGGAGGACUCCACUGAGAGACAAGACGACCCGAAACUGAGUGCCCCAACCUGGAGGAUUGCCCAAUUGCGAAGAGGAAGAAGAGAGCAGGAAUUCAAGGCGUCAAUCGGACGCAGCUUCCAAGACAAUGUCACACUCUCUUCGCGGCCGGAUGCUGCAAGAUACGAUCCAAGAAGCGGUGACUUCGUUUUCUGUCGAGAUGGCCGGGAUGGGAAAGACGGUGAGAAGGGACGAGACGGGGCGCAGGGACCGGCUGGACCGCCUGGACCGGCCGGACCUCCUGGACUCAAGGGUGACAAGGGGGAUUUUGGCACCGAUGAGGACGGAGAUUCAUCUGGAUUGAUGAUGCAUCGCCGAUCGAAGAGAGCUCUGGGUGACGUCAGUAAGGGUGAGACACUCGAUUCCGGGCCACAUGACGUGUAUCCUACCUUGAGACCGUCUGGGGGCGACACUUACGUCCGAUGGGGGCGCACUACCUGCCCGACUGGCAAUAACACGGAGCGUGUGUAUGCUGGUACUGUCGGUGGGUCAUAUUUUUCUCACAAGGGUGGCUCGGUAGAUUUUUUCUGUCUUCCAUCGGAGCCGGAGUGGGCAUCCACUUACAGCGACUCUACAAACUCACAGUCGUACCUGCACGGGGCGGAGUAUGAACUCCCCUUUGACCCUUUCUCCCACGACAACGCUGAGUUUCUAAAUAACCACGACAUUCCCUGCGCCGUGUGCCGCCUCCUUGACCGCGGGACCCAGCUGCUCUUCCCGGCCAAGCUGGGCUGCCCUGAGAACUGGACGGAAGAGUACAGGGGCUUCCUCAUGUCCGGGAAGUACAGUGAGGAGCAGCGGUCCAAAGCUCUGUGUGUGGACCAGGCACCGGAGGCUAUCCCCGGCAGUAAGGCCAACAGUGAAGGCUCGCGCCUCUACAUCAUGGAAGGGGUUUGCGGUUCUCUGCUUUGCCCCCCUUAUGUUCAAGGACGUGAAAUAACGUGCACAGUCUGUAGCAUCUAGAACAAAUGAGACCUAGCGUACCGACCUGACAACACCGAAGGAGACAUAUAUUCAUGUAGUAACACCAUCACAUUCCGUUUUGUCAGAGUCAAUUUGGACCGCGCAACAUUGGCAAUUGCUCCAUUCAACCAUAAUUUUCAAUUUUCAGUUUGCCAUAUUGAGGGCCUUUUCAUGCUUUAGUGUUUUUGUGCUAAUUCCAUUUAGUCAUAAGCACAAGUGUGCUGCACUGAAAUGGAACAUAUGCACCUAAACCGAAUUUGAAAAUUGAAAUUUUCAAUAGGCAAUUUAUGUGACAUAAUCAGUUAUCCUCGGAUUUAUACGCAAAGCAUCUUUCGGAAAUCCACCUGUGUGCUUUUUUUAGCUGUAACUUUAAUUUUUGAUUUGCCUUUUAGAACUUGUUUGGUGCCCUUUGGUGGUUUUUAUGCUGAGAAAUGCUUAUUCAGGAGCAACUGUCAGGUAUCAUUUCAUUUUCGACAGGAAAACCCAAUUUUGCAGCGAAUUUGGCAGAAUCGCUGGUGGAUUCGCACGGAUAUUGUCCGCUGAGCAGUCCCUUUUCCAAAAGGGGAAAUUCUCGUCUACGGCAAACUGAUGAACCCCCGAGAAUGGCAAAGAUAACCUGAAGUUGUAAUGGUGCACUUCAAACGAAAGAGAGAGAAAGAAAAAAACAAAAUUGCACAAAAUAUUUUGCACAGUAACUUACUCUUCCUGGGCUUUUUUGUGAACCGUUUAAAAACCUGGAAUCCGUUUUAUACCGUGAAUCUAUUUCCCCUAAAACUAACAACAUGAACGAAGUAUGAAGCAUGCUCAGAAUAGCUAUGCAUGGGUGUUGGUGAGUGGUACAUGUUUGAGAAAAGCAAUGUUUAAUAACAUGUUAAUGUUGAUAACUGUGUCUGGUGGAAUUUAGAAGUUACAGGUGAAUUAACGUAAACCAUCAAAUUUUGAACAUAAAAUGCAUGUACUUGGUAAUCAACAGUAAUUUAAAUACAUGUGCUCAGAUAACCACAUUUCAAGAAUAAAAUAUUGCAUGAUGUUUGUCGUUGAAUCAUA